This is a messenger RNA of Ctenopharyngodon idella (grass carp), 2284 nucleotides long. RefSeq names its product Usher syndrome 1Gb (autosomal recessive) (gene ush1gb). The record is from RefSeq and is a predicted model, not a curated record. NCBI's taxonomy places the organism in Eukaryota, Metazoa, Chordata, Actinopteri, Cypriniformes, Xenocyprididae. The transcript is spliced from 4 exons. Bases 135 to 1604 code for a protein of 489 amino acids. Gene Ontology annotation, molecular function: protein binding.
GAGGCCUCCCCAUAGCAACCGCUCGAGCUUGCCUUGUCUGCAGUUGCUCGAGUGGAAGCGCACGUGAAACCUCGCCAACACGACACCCGCCAAAUGACCAUCCGUGAACCGGGAUAGUGGGUUCAGCCGCCGCCAUGAACGACAAAUACCACCGGGCGGCUCGAGACGGUCAUCUGCACCUGCUGAAAGACGCGACGCGCAAAGAUCUGAACGCGCCGGAUGAGGAUGGGAUGACGCCGACGCUUUGGGCCGCGCACCACGGCAACCUGGACGCGCUCAGACUGCUGGUGGGGCGAGGAGGAGAUCCAGAUAAAUGUGAUAUUUGGGGAAACACUCCCCUUCACCUGGCGGCGGCUAACGGCCAUCUGAACUGUCUGUCCUUUCUGGUGUCAUUUGGCGCCAACGUGUGGUGCUUGGACAAUGACUACCACACGCCACUGGACAUGGCGGCCUCUAGGGGCCACAUGGACUGUGUGCGAUAUCUUGACUCUAUCGCCGCCAAACAGAUCACCAUCAACCCAAAACUGGUGAGCAAACUGAAGGACCGUGCCUUCCGUAAUGCAGAGAAACGCAUUAAGCACUGUGAAAAGCUUCAGCGCAAGCAUCACGAACGCAUGGAGAAGCGUUUCAUGAGAGAGAACGCUGCGAUGGACAUGUCGGAUACGAUGAGUUACAGCAGUUUCAGCAGUACCUUAAGCCAAAGGAUCCCUCAGUUCAACACCCUCGACUCCAACAUGACGUACUCACAGGCAACGCUUCAGUCCACAACAAGAGGCCGGACCAAGAUUCAGCGGCGUCUAGAGAAGAAGAAGCAAGGUGAUGGAACGUUCAAGAUUUCUGAAGAUGGGCGAAGGAGUGUCCGCUCGCUCUCUGGUCUUCAGCUGGGUAAUGAUGUAAUGUUCAUGAAGCAGGGAACAUAUGUCAACCCACGCCAGCAGUCCAGCCCUCGACUCAACAUCCGUAACAUGUUCUCUGGUAAACAGGACAUAAGGGAAGAUGAAGAUGAUGAUGAGGUAGACACUGUUUCUCGGGCACUCAGUGAUCCGGGUCUAUAUGAUGCUGCAUACUCCGAAAUAAGUACAGACUCGGGUCGAGACUCUUUGUUCAACCGCCCAGGACUUGGUACCAUGGUAUUCCGUCGGAAUUAUGUGACUGAUGGGCUGUUCCGAAUGGGACGGAAUGAGGGUAGCGUGGUGGGGAGUGAACCAGUGGGACGAGUCCCGAACGUCCGAUUACGAGGGAGACUGCCGCUACGGACACCCAGUCUCGAUGAAGUCAGCAUAGGCAGCUCAUUGAGCCUACAAGAGAGGAAUUUACAGGAUUUGCCUUGGGAGGAAGGAGACCUAGGUUUGGAGGAGGAGGAUGACGAGAUACACCCAUCGUCGGCUCCUUUGGAAGUGUUCCUGGCAUCUCAAGGACUGAGUGACUUCCUAUCCAUCUUCAAUCGAGAGCAGAUGGACCUGGAGGCGUUGCUGUUGUGCUCUGAGCAGGACCUCAUCAGCAUCCACAUCCCACUCGGACCCCGCAAAAAACUACUGGAUGCGUGCAGCAAACGCAACAAUGCUAUCGACGGAGCUGACGGCAUGCAAGACACUAUGCUUUAAAGGAGAGUGUGUGUCUGUUUUUGACUCAGUUCCAAAACCUAAUGUACUCACUAGCUGCCUGCACAAGUGGCUGCUUUUUAAAGCAGAAACCUUGCUGAAUUGAAUCCUCACAGACUGCAGCUUAACACAGUACAUAAAUAGCGCUUCUCACGCAAAGUGCAUGAGAGUCUUGACUCCCAGUUGAUACAGUUCUGGGAUAUCCCAGUUGAAUCGAUUUCAAUUAGAGUAUUUUUAUCAGUACUUUAUAACCAGCAUUUCUCUCCUCUUGUCCACCAUUUUGGAUGUAUUUUUUUCCUCUGAGCUUGAUGCAUUCUCGGAUUUCUUUCUCUGUAAAGCAUACAUGUGAUUCUGUCUAAGAAUUUGGCCAAAACAGUGUAUUUUAGGAGGCAGUAUAAGAUAAUUAAACUGCCUACUUUUUAGAACCACAUCUCGUCAGGAGCUAUAGUAUGUCAAUAAUGCCUCGAUUGACCCUGUUUACUAAAUGUGCAUCCCUGAUCUUGAGGUGCAUUUUAUUACAAAAAAAAUGUCUUUGGCUUUGUAUUUUUAAGCAAAAAUACAGUAACUUGUUCUUCCUCUGCAAUUACUUUGUUUUUCUGCUGACAUCUGUACAGGCUAUUGAAUAAUAUUAUUAUAGCCAAAAGCUACUUAUGCAUUGUUUUAGUAAACUCGUUCUGACUACA